Messenger RNA from Iphiclides podalirius (scarce swallowtail), 375 nucleotides. The record is from the annotation of a GenBank genome assembly. Lineage: Eukaryota; Metazoa; Arthropoda; Insecta; Lepidoptera; Papilionidae.
AUGGCGGCCCGUUGUGGCGGCGCGGGUGCUCCCGUCGCGGUCACGAUAACGCCCUACCCCCUCCCACCAGCUCGAAGCCCUCCGUCCCUCUCCCUCUCCACCCUCCAGCGGAGGUCCUGGCCCUGCGAUCCGAGUGAGACGAUCAAGCCGUUUCGAGUCCGAGGGAUAAUUCCAGGUAUCGAGGGCGGCUUAAUUGGGGAUCGAGUGGUCUCCGGUGUUGAGUUGCGACCGGGGCAAGAGGCGCGUCGUGCUUCCAACAUGAUUGGUGCUGAAAUAAAUUGGAAAUUGGCAAAACGCGAUCUCUGUCUGUCCUUCUGGGUCACAGCUGCGGGAGAAAACAAUGAAAGCGCCGCUUUUAGGGGCGCCGUUAUUUUC